Messenger RNA from Vitis vinifera (wine grape), 6578 nucleotides. RefSeq names its product callose synthase 10 (gene CALS10). Gene Ontology annotation, cellular component: plasma membrane; 1,3-beta-D-glucan synthase complex. The transcript has 51 exons. Gene Ontology annotation, molecular function: 1,3-beta-D-glucan synthase activity. Lineage: Eukaryota; Viridiplantae; Streptophyta; Magnoliopsida; Vitales; Vitaceae. The coding region runs from base 578 to 6295 and encodes 1905 amino acids. Gene Ontology annotation, biological process: (1->3)-beta-D-glucan biosynthetic process. The record is from RefSeq and is a predicted model, not a curated record.
GCCCGAUUCUCACCUUUCCCCUUUUAUUUAUUGCUUUUUGUUUUCCGUUUGAAACCAUCCGGGCUCGUCCCUUGGGAUUAGAUCAACAGCACCACCGGCCGCACGGUAGAUCCCUUAGAAUCUGCAUCAUACCGUUCAUUUCGUUCGACAACAUUAUUCAAAAUCAUCGGGCGGCUUCUAGUGAAGUCACACGUGAAGAGAGUAUAGGACACACAUCCCCUCAUUACCGCCCUCAAUGGCAAAGAUGUAAUUCGACAAAUGGUCGUGUCCUUCCCCAUUUAUCUUCUCGCUGCUCUAGUACCUGGUCGAUACACCAAUCAGCGCGUACGAAAUGUCUUCGACGCGUUUCUUCUACUCGCGACAUUUCUUCACCACGCUAAAUUGAAACCUGAGUCCACUGCAACACAUUCAGUUUGAAAUCUGUUCACAUUCGUCGUAGAUCUCUCACCUCUACUGAGUUGGACAUUCAACUCAGAUCGAGUUAGGAAUUGGAGAGGAGCGGUGUCUGGUAAUCUAGGGUUUUGGUUGUUGAGCAACAGCCACUGUGGCUGCAAUCUAGGGUUUUGGAGUCGGAGAAAUGGGUAGGGUUUCUGACAAUUGGGAGAGACUGGUGCGAGCGACGCUGCGGAGAGAGCAGCUUCGAAAUGCUGGUCAAGGCCAUGAGAGAACCUCCAGCGGGAUCGCCGGAGCGGUUCCACCAUCGCUCGGGAGAGAGACGAAUAUUGACGCGAUUCUACAGGCGGCCGACGAGGUUGAAGCGGAGGAUCAAAACGUCGCAAGGAUUUUGUGUGAGCAAGCAUACACUAUGGCACAAAAUCUGGAUCCCAACAGUGAUGGUAGAGGCGUUCUCCAGUUUAAAACUGGUUUGCAGUCUAUAAUUAAGCAAAAACUUGCCAAAAGGGAUGGAACUCAAAUAGAUCGUAGUCGUGAUGUUGAGCGUUUGUGGAAUUUUUAUCUGUCCUACAAGAGACGACAUCGAGUGGAUGAUAUUCAAAGAGAGGAACAAAAAUGGCGUGAAACUGGAACUUUUAGUGCUAACUUGGGAGAGAUGGAACUCAGAUCCUUAAAAAUGAAAAAGGUGUUUGCUACUUUGAGGGCUUUGGUUGAGGUCAUGGAGGCACUUAACAAAGAUGCUGAUUCUGGUGUUGGGUUGCAUAUUAGGGAGGAGUUGAGAAGGAUAAAAAGAUCAGAUGGAACAUUAUCAGGAGAACUCAUGCCCUACAACAUUGUCCCUCUAGAAGCCCCAUCUUUGACCAAUGCUAUUGGAGUUUUCCCUGAAGUUAAAGGUGCAAUAUCUGCGAUUAGAUACACAGAACACUUCCCUCAACUUCCUGCUAAUUUUGAGAUUUCUGGUCAGAGGGAUGUGGACAUGUUUGAUCUUCUGGAGUAUGUGUUUGGGUUCCAGAAAGACAACAUACAAAACCAACGGGAAAAUGUUGUUCUUACUGUAGCAAAUGCACAGUGUCGACUUGGCAUACCUGUUGAAGCUAAUCCAAAAAUUGAUGAAAAAGCUGUCACUGAAGUUUUCUUGAAGGUGCUGGAUAACUACAUCAAAUGGUGCAAAUACUUGCGGAUACGUCUUGCAUGGAAUAGUAUAGAAGCAAUUAAUAGGGACAGGAGACUUUUUCUGGUUUCAUUGUACUUUCUCAUAUGGGGUGAAGCUGCAAAUGUUCGUUUCCUUCCUGAAUGCAUAUGCUAUAUAUUCCACCAUAUGGCAAGAGAGUUAGAUGCAAUAUUGGAUCAUGGUGAAGCUAAUCAUGCUGCCAGUUGUAUAACUGCAGAUGGUUCAGUUUCCUUCCUUGAGCAAAUCAUUUGUCCUAUAUAUGAGACAAUGGAAAAGGAAGCUGCUAGAAACAAUAAUGGGAAAGCUGCACAUUCUGCAUGGCGGAAUUAUGAUGACUUCAAUGAAUUUUUCUGGUCCCCUGCUUGCUUGGAGCUGAGCUGGCCUAUGAAGAGAGAUUCAUCAUUUCUGUUAAAACCUAAAGGGCGGAAAAGGACUGGGAAAACCACUUUUGUUGAGCACAGAACAUUUCUUCAUUUAUAUAGGAGUUUUCAUCGACUGUGGAUAUUUUUGGCUUUAAUGUUCCAGGCUUUGACAAUUAUAGCCUUCAAUCAUGGAAAUAUUGACCUGGAUACCUUUAAGACAAUACUUAGCAUUGGACCAACAUUUGCAAUCAUGAACUUCGCAGAGAGCUGUUUAGAUGUGCUGCUUAUGUUUGGGGCUUAUGCCACUGCAAGAGGCAUGGCCAUUUCAAGGCUAGUCAUUAGGUUUUUCUGGUGUGGCUUUAGCUCUGUAUUUGUGACGUAUGUCUACCUGAAGCUUCUCCAGGAAAGAAAAAAUCCAAACUCAGAUUCAUUCUAUUUCCGGAUUUAUAUUAUUGUAUUGGGUGUUUAUGCUGCUUUGCGCCUAGUCCUUGCAAUGUUACUUAAAUUUCCGUCAUGUCAUGCACUCUCCGAAAUGUCUGACCAGGCAUUCUUUCGAUUUUUCAAGUGGAUUUAUCAGGAGCGAUACUAUGUGGGCCGUGGUCUUUUUGAAAGUACAAGUGAUUAUUUCAGGUAUGUGGUCUACUGGCUGGUGAUAUUUGCAUGCAAAUUUACAUUUGCUUACUUCCUCCAGAUUAGACCACUAGUCAAACCGACCAAUAUUAUUGUGGACCUUCCAUCUUUGACAUACUCAUGGCAUGAUUUGAUCUCGAAGAACAAUAAUAAUUUGUUGACAUUAGCUAGCAUAUGGGCUCCUGUUAUUGCUAUCUAUCUCAUGGACAUUCUUAUAUGGUACACUAUCUUAUCUGCAAUUGUUGGUGGUGUUAAGGGUGCACGUGCUCGGUUAGGCGAGAUACGUUCAAUUGAAAUGGUGCAUAAACGUUUUGAAAGCUUUCCAGCAGCCUUUGUCAAUAACCUUGUGUCUCCUAUGAUGAAAAGGAUGCCUUUUAAUACACAAUCAGCUCAGGUUUCUCAGGAUAUGAACAAGACACAUGCAGCCAUUUUUUCUCCAUUUUGGAAUGAGAUCAUUAAAAGCUUGCGUGAGGAAGAUUAUAUUAGUAACCGGGAGAUGGACUUGCUUUCUAUUCCUAGCAACACAGGAAGUUUGAGAUUAGUUCAAUGGCCUUUGUUUCUUCUAAGCAGUAAGAUCUUGUUGGCAAUCGAUUUAGCUCUGGACUGUAAAGAUUCACAGGCAGAUCUUUGGAGUAGAAUACGUAGGGAUGAAUACAUGGCAUAUGCGGUUCAGGAGUGUUACUACAGUGUUGAAAAAAUUUUACAUUCCCUGGUUGAUGGUGAAGGAAGCCUUUGGGUUGAAAGGAUCUUCCGGGAGAUCAAUAAUAGCAUAUUGGAGGAUUCACUUUUUACAAUCUUAGAUCCCCAGAAGCUUCCAAUGGUAUUACAAAGAUUGACGGCAUUGACUGGACUUCUGAUUAGGAAUGAAACUCCUGACCGUGCAAUAGGUGCUGCAAAAUCUGUGCGUGAAAUAUAUGAUGUUGUUACACAUGACCUGCUGACAUCCAAUUUAAGGGAGCAGCUUGAUACAUGGAAUAUAUUGGCAAGAGCUAGAAAUGAGGGGCGUCUGUUUUCUAGGAUAGAAUGGCCUAAAGAUCCUGAAAUUAAGGAGCAGGUGAAGCGGUUGCACCUAUUUCUCACUGUGAAAGAUUCUGCAGCUAAUAUUCCAAAGAAUCUAGAAGCACAGAGGCGGUUACAAUUUUUUACAAAUUCAUUGUUUAUGGAUAUGCCUUCAGCAAAGCCAGUUUGUGAAAUGAUGCCAUUCAGUGUCUUCACCCCAUACUACAGUGAGACUGUACUAUAUAGUUCAACCGAUCUGCGGUCAGAAAAUGAGGAUGGGAUAUCUACUCUUUUCUAUCUUCAGAAAAUCUUUCCAGAUGAAUGGGAGAAUUUCUUGGAACGCAUUGGUCGGCUUGGGUCUAAUGAGGAUGCAGAUCUUCAAGAAAGCUCUAGUGAUUCGUUGGAGCUUCGGUUUUGGGCAUCUUAUCGAGGCCAGACUCUAGCUAGGACAGUGCGUGGUAUGAUGUAUUAUAGACGGGCUUUAAUGCUACAAAGCUACUUGGAAAGUAGAUCAUUUGGAGUAGAUGACAAUAAUUCUCUAGCCAACUUCCCCACAACUCAAGGAUUUGAGCUGUCACGUGAAGCAAGGGCACAAGUAGAUCUGAAGUUCACAUAUGUAGUAUCGUGCCAAAUUUAUGGGCAACAGAAACAGAAGAAGGCUUCAGAGGCAGCUGAUAUUGCUCUUUUGUUGCAGAGGAAUGAGGCACUUCGAGUUGCUUUCAUACAUGUUGAAGACAAUGGUGCAACUGAUGGAAAGACUACAAAAGAAUACUAUUCAAAGCUUGUGAAAGCUGAUGGAAAUGGGAAAGAUCAGGAAGUAUAUUCCAUCAAACUUCCUGGAGAUCCAAAGCUUGGAGAAGGUAAGCCUGAAAACCAAAAUCAUGCUAUAAUCUUCACACGUGGGGAAGCUAUUCAAACUAUUGAUAUGAAUCAGGAUAACUACCUGGAGGAGGCAAUGAAAAUGAGAAAUCUUCUUGAGGAAUUUCGAGGGAAUCAUGGUCUUCGACCUCCAACUAUUCUUGGUGUUAGAGAGCAUGUUUUCACCGGAAGUGUCUCAUCUUUAGCCUGGUUUAUGUCAAAUCAAGAAACUAGCUUUGUGACCUUGGGCCAACGAGUUUUGGCUAGUCCUCUCAAAGUUCGUAUGCACUACGGGCAUCCUGAUGUGUUCGACCGAAUUUUUCAUAUAUCUCGAGGUGGCAUCAGUAAAGCAUCACGUGUAAUUAAUAUUAGUGAAGAUAUAUAUGCAGGGUUCAAUUCCACACUGAGGCAGGGUAAUAUUACACACCAUGAGUACAUUCAGGUUGGAAAGGGUAGAGAUGUUGGGUUAAACCAGAUUGCCCUAUUUGAAGGAAAAGUGGCUGGUGGAAAUGGAGAACAAGUAUUAAGCAGGGACAUCUACAGGCUUGGACAACUUUUUGAUUUCUUUAGAAUGCUUUCUUUCUUCUUUACUACCGUUGGAUACUAUGUCUGCACAAUGAUGACAGUUAUUACGGUAUAUAUUUUCUUAUAUGGAAGAGUUUACCUGGCUUUCUCUGGGCUUGAUGAGGGAAUUGAAAGGUUUGCUAAAUUGACUGGUAACACGGCACUAAGUGCAGCUCUAAAUGCUCAGUUCCUGGUCCAGAUUGGAGUUUUUACUGCUGUGCCAAUGGUAGUGGGUUUUAUACUUGAAUCGGGACUGCUGAAGGCUGUUUUCAGUUUUAUCACAAUGCAGCUUCAGUUAUGUUCCGUCUUCUUCACAUUCUCAUUAGGAACUAGAACUCAUUAUUUUGGACGUACUAUCCUCCAUGGCGGUGCUAAAUACAGAGCAACUGGUAGAGGCUUUGUUGUUCGUCACAUCAAGUUUGCCGAAAAUUACAGGCUGUACUCAAGAAGUCAUUUUGUUAAGGCGCUUGAAGUGGCUCUGCUCCUAAUAGUAUACAUCGCAUAUGGGCACACAGGAGGAGGCUCUGUGUCUUUUAUUCUGUUAACUCUUAGCAGUUGGUUCCUUGUCAUAUCAUGGCUCUUUGCUCCUUAUAUUUUUAAUCCCUCAGGUUUUGAGUGGCAAAAGACUGUGGAGGACUUCGAUGAUUGGACCAGUUGGCUCCUAUAUAAAGGUGGAGUUGGGGUGAAGGGAGACCAUAGCUGGGAAUCUUGGUGGGAGGAAGAACAGGCGCAUAUCCAAACGCUAAGAGGCCGUAUAUUGGAAACAAUUUUAAGCUUAAGGUUUAUUAUAUUUCAAUAUGGCAUUGUAUACAAACUCCAUCUCACACAAAAAGAUACCUCACUUGCGAUUUAUGGGUUCUCCUGGGUUGUGCUGGUUGGCAUUGUCAUGAUAUUCAAGUUAUUCAGCUUUAGCCCAAAAAAAUCCAGCAACAUCCAGCUAGUGAUGCGAUUUUCACAGGGAGUUUUUUCCUUAGGACUUGUUGCAGCUCUUUGCCUUGUUGUUGCCUUCACCGAUCUGUCAAUUGUAGACCUGUUUGCUAGCAUCCUUGCAUUUAUUCCUACUGGAUGGAUGAUUCUAUCUUUAGCGAUCACAUGGAAAAGGGUGGUAAGGAGCCUAGGCUUAUGGGAUUCAGUCCGGGAGUUUGCUAGAAUGUAUGAUGCUGGGAUGGGUAUGAUCAUUUUUGCCCCAAUAGCAGUGCUAUCAUGGUUCCCAUUUAUUUCCACCUUCCAGUCUCGUCUUCUCUUUAACCAAGCAUUCAGCCGUGGACUGGAGAUCUCCAUCAUCCUUGCAGGAAACAAAGCUAAUGUCCAGGCCUGAUAGUUUCCUUCCAAUUUCCCAGGUUGUGAUUGUAAAUUUUGAGCUGAAAAUUUUAUUGUAUCAUAUUCCCCCAUAUUUAGAUUGCUACAUAUAUACAUAUAUAUGGUUGGAGGAAAAAUUUGGCAGAGAUGAACACAUUUUUGCAUUGAUUUCUCUGUGACGAUCAGAGUGUCCAACUUAUUAAAAAAUACAGGGUGUUGGCUGAAAACCAACAGCGAGAGCUGCUUGUGGGGUACUGCAAUAUGCAUUAUUUGAAAUAUUUUAGCCAACAAGCUUAUGAUUA